Molecule: messenger RNA, 555 nt
Organism: Drosophila hydei
Lineage: Eukaryota; Metazoa; Arthropoda; Insecta; Diptera; Drosophilidae
Product: vitellogenin-A2
Exons: 1
Coding region: 136-360 (74 amino acids)
Source: RefSeq, a predicted model, not a curated record
AACCUUGAACUCUCUACAACUGCUAGCUAAAACGGAAAAAUUUGGCUACUGCGCAGCUCAGUGUAAUUGGAAAUUGAAAUCAGGAAGAUAAAAAUUGAAUCCCGCAAGAGAACCAGCUCAAGUGAAUCCAACAAAAUGGUCUAUACAGAACGCACCGACAAGUGCCUGGCGUCCAGCAAAGACAAUGCCGGACAGCAGGGCAAAUCCCAGCCGAAGCAUCAAUCCAGUUCCAGUUCCAGCUCCAGCUCCAGCUCCAGCUCCGGCGCCUGGAGCAGCAAGGCAUCGAGCGACGAGAAAUGGAAAUACAAUAAUAUGGUCAAGGAUAAUCGCGAACAGUUCAAUGGCAUGCACUUCUCCUAAUCCCCCAAGAGGGGGCUCGGAGUGGGGGCUUCUUUGGGCUAGUUGAUUAGCUAGAAUGCAACGUGAUUAAGACCAAUUGUUAUAUCUGGGUUCUAUGGGUAAAUCGUAACUUAGUGUUAAGUGUGUUACUAGAAAUUGUAAAACUAAAAAAUCAAAAAUUUACUAAAGAAAAAACAGAUGCGCAAAAAGGCAAAA